AUAAACUCAAGCGCAACAAUGUCCGAUCCGGACACGGUCUGGUUGGAGGAGCUGCUGCAGGACGUUCAGUUGGAGCAGUUCCUGCCCCGGAUACGGGAUGAGCUGCAAAUCACCCGGUUGGCACACUUUGACUACGUCCAUGUGGACGAUCUGGAGAAGAUUGGCCUGGGAAAACCCGGCAUCCGUCGGUUGAUGGAGGCCGUCAAGAAGAAGAAAGCACAACAGUGGCGACGGAAUAUUCUGUGCAAGUUGAUUGGAGGAGGCAAGCAGCAGCCUCAGAAGAAGACUGCCGUCACGAGGGAACCGGAGGAACCGUCGGUCCUAGCGCUGACAUGUUUGAUCCACGAGAAAGAUGUGACCAUGUCGGUGAAGCUGGGGGAUGGUUCGUUCGGGGUGGUCAGACGGGGAGAGUGGAAUGCUCCCGGUGGGCAGAUUGUUCCGGUGGCUGUGAAGAUUUUGAAAGCGGAUACCCUGGCACAGCCCGGGGUGAUUGAGGAUUUCUUCAAGGAGGUUCAAGCAAUGCAUACGCUGAAUCAUGCCAACUUGGUGCGAUUGCAUGGUGUGGUGCUGUCCCAACCGAUGAUGAUGGUCACGGAGCUGGCAGCGAAUGGGUCCCUACUGGACACGCUGCGGAAGCAGUGCAAAAAUACAUCCCUUACGACCAUUUGGAACUGGUCGGUUCAGGUGGCCACGGGGAUGGCGUACCUGGAAAGCAAACGGUUUCUGCACAGAGAUUUGGCCUGUCGCAAUGUUCUGUUGGCUUCGGGGAAUAAGAUUAAGAUUGGGGAUUUCGGUUUGAUGCGAGCACUGCCCCAGCAGGAAGAUUGCUACGUAAUGACAGAGCACAAGAAGGUUCCUUUUCCGUGGUGUGCUCCGGAAUCGCUCCGGUACCGACAGUUUAGUCACGCUUCGGACACGUGGAUGUUUGCCGUAACUCUGUGGGAGAUGUUCACCUUUGGAGAGGAUCCUUGGGUGGGAUUGAACGGGUCGCAGAUUCUGAGAAAGAUUGACCGAGAAGGGGAACGGUUGCACCAUCCGGAUGCAUGCCCACCGGAUGUGUAUCAACUGAUGUUGCAGUGCUGGGAUAAGACACCGGCGGAGCGACCAACCUUUGCUGCUAUCAAGGAAUUCCUUUCUGGUACGCCGCCCCCGAUCUACCGAGCGGUGAUGAAUUACAAGUCCGAUAGUCGUUUGACGGUUGAGCAAGGCGAUUGCAUAGCAGUCAUAGACGACCGGACGGAAUUGCAGUUUGUCAAAGGUCAAAAUCAGCGCACGUAUGAAAUUGGAAUCUUUCCGAGAAAUGUUGCAGUAGAUUCGUCAAAGCAGCGCGGUGGAUCCGGUACCAUCAGCCGUCCGUUGCACGACUCGUUCCGACACACGGGUCACGGAGCUGCUUUCGGUGCAUGCUGGGGUAAUCCGAGCACGUUGGAAGUCAACGGAGACGUAAAGCUACGAAGCAAGAACAAUACCUUAAAUACCGAUCGGCGAGGCAAGUGCGUUUCGGAGCAGUACGCCAAAGAGCGCAAAAGUAAUGCCCAGAAGCAGUUUUCCUACAACAAGCUCGUCAACGAAAAUCACAAGCUCAACCGAGAACAGCAGUUGGUGAAGGAUAGUAAAAACCGUCCCCUCCGGCCACCUCAACCGCACAAUCUUCCCCCGGGUGGGUCGGUGGAAGGAAUUUUAAUCGAUCUAUCAUCGCCGGGUGAAGAUCCGGGCAGUGUUGCCAGUUCAUCGUUUUCGAUGGGGGCUGUCAGUAAGCAGUUUACUAGCAUUUUGGAUGAACCGAUAGAUGUUCCAACGGUGGAAGAACUACAAGAUCAGCACCUACAGCUGUCGGUUCAGGUGGUAGAAGAACAGCAACCGAUUCGGCUACAGCCUCCACCAUAUCAAAUGCCACCUAAGUAUACAAAUACUAUGAACUUGGAGGAAUUUAGCCCAGAACCGGAUCCGUUCGAUACUCGGACGGUAUUCUCGAUGGAAAGCGCAGCAAAUCAAGUAGCUUCCAAUGCGACAUCCGACUACGAGAGCGGACCAUCUAGUGUUGUGAGCGCUAGAGACUUGAUGGCUUCAAUCAAGAGACAGCAGACCUUGGAUGAAGCAGCAUCCAACGUGGCAACAACUUCCACAGCAGUAGUCUACGGCAACGUCAAUAGGGGAGCUAUUUCGAAGAUCGAUUCUAACUAUGGCAAAGUUACUGACUUCGAUGAACUUUCCAGCUCAAUGAUGGCUAGUAUGAAUUCCUCCGGACUAAACACCUCCGGCAGUUCCUAUGGAAGCGCUCAGGGAUUGAGCGAUUCGUUGGAUGUCAACCUGAGCAGCCUCACGCUAGACACAACUGAUCCAAGUGUGUUGCAAUUGACCCCGAAAAAGCUAGACAAAACAUUCCUGGCGGAGCUUGAAAAGGACAUCUACAAAAACGAAUCGAACAGUUUGAACCAUUCGCAAGCGUACGUUGCAAAAUCGAACGCCAAGAACGGUUCGGUGAACCAUAUAUCUAGUCUGAUGAGUUCGUUGUCCAAGUACGAAAGUAGCAGUGCCACCGCUGUUUACGGGAACGGCCACGAGGUGACCGCUGGAGCCAGUAAAAACUUGAACGCAAGCUUGCAGCAAAUCUAUGCGAACAACUCGGCUGAAAGCUUCCAACGAAAGAACUACGAAAGCACCCAAAGCAUGCUUUCACCGAAGAAGCAGAAUAACGUACAGUCAGUCGACACUAGCAGCUUGGUAACGCAAAUGUGGAUGGAGCGCAAUGGUGCUACGUCGCUGAGCAGCAACGAACUGAUGUACGGAAACCUUCCCAGCCAAUCAUCUCAAGUAACCCACAAUUACGUGGCCGUCUCGAAUCGACCCCUGUCUCGAAUCCAGAACGAUACUCGGUUGUACGGCUCUACCCCGAACGUCAACUCCAUCAACCUAGCUGCCCAACAGCUACAAGCCUCGGCAGUUCCUCAACCCAGUGUUCCAGUUCAGAACAUCUACAACAGCGUGUACAAUGGUAACGAUGGAUAUUCAACCAUUGGUACUGACAUCUACGACACGGUGGCAGUCACCCCUGCAUCGUACUACGAACGAAUUCCUUCCAAUGUUGCUCCCCAACAACAGCAGCAAAUCUACAACAAUGUUAGUCAAUUACAACAACAUCAACAACAACAACAACCUGUGAUCUACGAUGAAGUAUCGAACGAUGAAAUGCUGAGGCCAAUUCGGGCUGCCCCAGCGGCUCCGUUGUCGGCUCAACAAAUCCAAAGAAGACUAGGUCGGUUGGCUCAGCAACAGGAACAGCAGGUGGCCUCGCUGAUGGCCGAGCUGGGAGAGGAAGCUAACGAACAAGAGGCUAGGGACGCACUGGCGGCCGUCAGCUGGGAUCACACAUUGGCGGUGCGGCAUUUCAAGAUCGAGCGACUGUGUCGACUCGGUGUGGCCAAUCGAACCAAGUGCGAGGAAGCGCUGCUAAAAACCGGCUGGAGUGUGCAGCUGGCCGCGUCCAUACUGCUGGAGACUUAAUCACUUCCGCCUGCCGACCGACGCGACGACGGGUUUUACUUUGGCUUUCAUUUUUUUUAGGUAAGAACAUUAAGUUUUAUACAACGAACACUUCAUUAUCAACCGCGAAGUCGCAGUUAGUAGCUCUGCUUCACCCACACAUCUGUUGAGUAUUACAGCACUGUUUACUACCAAGCAAUGUAGAUAUUUAUUGAUAGUGUAUUCAAAGGAUUCGAAGGGUGCUAAAGCUGACUCCUUCAAAUUAUCAAUGUACAAAUAAUUCUAAUCUCUAAUCGCGAAGCAAUCUUCCGAAUGCAACGCACCAAUUCUCAACUACAUACAUAAUGAAUCAAUAUUAGAAGUAGCAUAUCAUUUCCCCCUCCCAGUGGAAACCGAUCUAGGGAAUCUCCAGAACGAACUCGAACGAAGCAAUUCACAUGCUCUCUCUUUUUUAUCAGUUGUAUAUUUUAGUAAGAACUCACAUAACGAGUGUAUUAGAUGAAAAGCUAACGCGCCGCCCCACGAACGGUAUUCAGGUGUUUACUACCCACAGCAUUAAACGAAACUACUUCACAUCAUACCGCUUGAGAGGUUCCGAAAUGUAAUGAACAGUCAAAAGGGAGAUAACGAUUUGGGAGAGCUUUUUUGUCUUUGUUUGCUACGCGAUUAAAUGGAAAUUAGAUAACUCUGCCAAUGUUGAUGGACGGUGGAGGAAAUAGUUGCGGUACCGACCUACCCAUAACUAAACAGUUAGAAUAGAGCCAGAUAAUUAAAACCGAAAGGCAUGCUUUGCUCCCACUCAAAAUUGGUACCCACUCGGUAUAGGCUCUGUUGUUAGAUUCAAGCGAAGAAGCAUCAGAACGAUCUGAUAUGCCAAUGAAGUGAUCAUAAUCUACUUGAAACGGUUGAUUAGCGGAAUGGAGGAUUGGGGUAACUUGAAAAUAGUCUAUUUACAUGUUAUGAGAAUGCUCUAUGGGAAAUAUAUAU
Ochlerotatus camptorhynchus is the source of this 4470-nucleotide messenger RNA. RefSeq names its product activated Cdc42 kinase (gene Ack). The coding region runs from base 19 to 3504 and encodes 1161 amino acids. The transcript has 5 exons. Gene Ontology annotation, biological process: protein phosphorylation. The record is from RefSeq and is a predicted model, not a curated record. Lineage: Eukaryota; Metazoa; Arthropoda; Insecta; Diptera; Culicidae. Gene Ontology annotation, molecular function: protein binding; protein tyrosine kinase activity; ATP binding.